AUGAUUGAUUCUUCGCGAGCUUUCGGUCUGCUCAAGCUCCUUGCGGCGCUGGCAGUCUUUGGAUGGAGUCUCUCGUUCCUUGGCUAUUCUGCAGACUACGAGCAGGUUCUACGACAGUUCAAAGGCGAGAAAGCGCUGUUCGUAGAGGAUUAUCUAAGCAAUGAGUUUGGUGGUAUGUUCGAUGGCAGCGCGAUGUCAGCGCACUGCGCCAGUAGAAACUGGACGAAAGGGCUUCUGUUCCACUGUGAGCCUCCCGCUGGAGGUAUUGGCCAGGUCAGAAAUGCCCAACUGAAUUGCAUACGAUUCGCAAUGGAAGCUGGAGCUGAACUGAUAGUCCCUGAAAUCAUUCGUCGGAGCGAUGUAGACAUCUCGGUGAUAAUCCCGCAGUCGAAAGGUACCUCGCGGGGGUCUCCUCUGGAUUACUACUUUGAUAAGGAGUACUUCAACUGGACCAUGUCGACCGCCUGUCCUCAAAUGAAGCUGCAUUGGUCUAUAAACGACUUCUGGAACGUCCCGAUGGGAAACCCUAUCGUGAUGUCCAUAAACGAGCUUGGCCUGACACUGGUCAAUGGAACAAUCAUUGAGAAUCCCAAGCAGUUCUCCACAUCCUUUGACUCGUUCUUCGAGACGAGGACCAAUCCCAAAACCCGGACGUGGCCCUUCAGAGUCAUUGUUUCUCAGAACCCGUAUGCGUGGCCUACCGCGUACGAUCCUCCCGCGUUUGUCCGAAGUUUUGGUCGUCUGCUACGGUAUCGUGUAGAUGCGAGGCAGCUCGCCGCAUCCGCCAUGCAUACAUUGCAUAGACAAUGGAUCAAACCACAAUCCAACCUGAAGGCCAAGGCAGCCGGUCACCACGGGUACGUAGGUGUCCACUUGAGGACAGAGAAGGAUGUCCAGGGCACACACUACCCACAGUACGAAGUGCAGGCCGCGUACUACCUGGAAUAUAUCGUGCGCUCGCCGUUUCGCAUUGCGUACUUGGCAUCAGGGACGACCGCCGAGCAUAUCAGGGCAUUCACCGCGCGGGCGCAAGAGUUCAACAUCACCGUGCUUACCAAGAAGGACCUUCUGGAUCCUGAAGAGUUGCAAUAUCUGAAAGGCCUGUCAUGGGAUCAGCAAGCCAUAGUCGAUUUCGACAUGAUGCUUCGGGCAAACCUGAUGGCUGGAAUCAGUGAGAGCAACUUCGCGUGGACCGUCGCGCUCAAGAGAGCUGCCUCUGGGGGGGCCAUCGGAGGCUACCAGCCUGUGCCUAGAGAAGAGUAUAUCAGAUGGCAAGACGACUUCUCCACUCUUUACGGCCACCCGGGGUCACAGUUGGAAAUGCAGUACAGCAUCUGGCCUUGA
Molecule: messenger RNA, 1344 nt
Organism: Neoarthrinium moseri
Lineage: Eukaryota; Fungi; Ascomycota; Sordariomycetes; Amphisphaeriales; Apiosporaceae
Exons: 2
Coding region: 1-1344 (447 amino acids)
Source: RefSeq, a predicted model, not a curated record